AUGGCACCUACUGACCUCGACAUUGCGACGCUCACUGUGAUUCAUGGAAAACCGUCGCGCACUGUACUGAUGAACCGCCCGCGUCCCCACCGCCCUGCAACGUUCCCUCCCGUAUCGUGGAACAGACAGGCCGUUUCCGCACUCACUGCCCCAGAAAGCGGUGGCCCUCCCGUCAUUUGCGCACGCAUCAAUGUACAGAGCGCCUCCACGCCAGGCAGACUCCUUGCACAGCACUGCAGCACCUCGGACUUCUUUCAACGGCCCGAAUCCCACUACGUGCGACACAUGCUCCUGACAGCGGCCAUGCUUUUUCAAGCAACCCCUUCGGACCAGGCCAUCCUGCACGGGAAACAGGUCGAUUGGUGUGGGCUGACGCUGCCAAUGCUGCUUUGA
Parastagonospora nodorum SN15 is the source of this 393-nucleotide messenger RNA. RefSeq lists its product as hypothetical. The record is from RefSeq and is a predicted model, not a curated record. Bases 1 to 393 code for a protein of 130 amino acids. The transcript is spliced from 2 exons. NCBI's taxonomy places the organism in Eukaryota, Fungi, Ascomycota, Dothideomycetes, Pleosporales, Phaeosphaeriaceae.